This is a messenger RNA of Cynara cardunculus var. scolymus (artichoke), 2044 nucleotides long. Its product is annotated as metal transporter Nramp2-like. NCBI's taxonomy places the organism in Eukaryota, Viridiplantae, Streptophyta, Magnoliopsida, Asterales, Asteraceae. The record is from RefSeq and is a predicted model, not a curated record. Bases 39 to 1676 code for a protein of 545 amino acids. Gene Ontology annotation, molecular function: manganese ion transmembrane transporter activity; cadmium ion transmembrane transporter activity. Gene Ontology annotation, cellular component: membrane. The transcript is spliced from 4 exons. Gene Ontology annotation, biological process: metal ion transport.
CGGACGUCAACUAUUUCUCGCCGGCGGCCGAUCUUACGAUGAUGCACGAGUCUCCUCACGACCAACACAAUACAGAAUCAAAAUCUGAAGGAGACGAAGAAGAUCACCAUCUCCUGCUGAUAUCCCAAUCUCCCCUCCCCUUAUCCACCGACAACAAUCCUAAAGAUAAUUACGUCUCCGACGAGGAAGAGGUUGCCUAUGAAUCUCAUGAUAAAAUUGUAAUCGACGGAUUAGAUUCAGAUUCCGAUAAUACUGAUUUCAACUCCACGCCACCCUUCUCGUGGAAGAAGCUAUGGUUAUUUACGGGGCCAGGGUUUCUAAUGAGCAUAGCGUUUCUAGAUCCGGGAAACCUAGAAGGGGAUCUUCAGGCUGGUGCCAUUGCUGGCUAUUCUCUAUUGUGGUUGUUGAUGUGGGCGACGGGUAUGGGUCUCCUGAUCCAGCUGUUGUCCGCUCGGGUUGGGGUGGCUACCGGCCGGCACUUAUCGGAGCUAUGUAGAGAGGAAUACCCUAGGUGGGCUGGAUUGCUGUUGUGGUUCAUGGCUGAGAUAGCGUUGAUUGGAGCUGACAUUCAAGAAGUGAUUGGCAGUGCCAUUGCUAUACAGAUUCUUAGCAAUGGGAUUCUUCCUCUUUGGGCUGGGGUCGUGAUCACUGCUUCUGAUUGUUUCAUGUUUUUACUUCUUGAGAACUAUGGAGUGAGGAAUUUGGAAGCUGUUUUUGCAGUUCUCAUCUCAACUAUGGGACUAUCAUUUGCAUGGAUGUUUGCUGAUGCACAACCUAGUGGAAAAGAACUUCUAAUAGGUCUUUUGGUUCCAAAGCUCAGCUCAAGAACAAUUAGGCAAGCUGUUGGAGUAGUAGGGUGCGUUAUAAUGCCCCACAAUGUAUUCUUACAUUCUGCUUUGGUGCAAUCGAGGAAAAUUGAUCCAAACAAGAAAGGCAGGGUCCAAGAAGCAAUUAAUUACUACACAAUCGAGUCUUCGAUUGCCCUUUUUGUUUCUUUUAUGAUCAAUUUAUUUGUGACUACCGUCUUUGCUAAGGGAUUUUAUGGUACCAAGCAAGCCGAUAGUAUAGGCCUUGUAAAUGCUGGGCAGUAUCUUGAACAGAAGUACGGUGGCGGAUUUAUGCCGGUUCUGUAUAUCUGGGGUAUUGGCUUAUUGGCAGCUGGUCAAAGUAGCACCAUCACGGGUACUUACGCUGGUCAGUUUAUCAUGGGAGGCUUCCUUAACCUUCGUCUAAAAAAAUGGCUGAGGGCAUUGAUAACUAGAAGUUGUGCAAUUGUGCCGACCAUGAUUGUAGCUCUUGUAUUUAACAAAUCGGAAGCUUCAUUGGAUGUAUUAAAUGAAUGGCUUAAUGUUCUUCAGUCCAUCCAGAUCCCGUUUGCACUUAUCCCACUUUUAACCUUGGUGUCGAAAGAGGAAGUUAUGGGGGUCUUCAAAAUUGGACCUACUCUAGAGAGAAUUGCGUGGAGUGUGGCUGCACUAGUGAUGGUGAUCAACGGGUACCUACUGCUUGAUUUCUUCGUGGCUGAGGUGAACGGAUUUUUGUUUGGCGCUUUGGCUGUAACCAGCACUUCUGCAUACGUGGUAUUUAUAUUAUAUCUCAUAUCUCAUGGAGAUUGCCUACCAUCUACAUGGUUUAGCCACAUAGUCAAUAAAGGGUAUUCCUAUAUUGGAAAAUGAAUCAUUCAUCAAUCUUGUUGUCCAAAUCGAAGAUUGGCUGUUGGUAUAGUGUUUUAAAGCCAUUUUUCGACCACAAUCUCCAUGAACUUCAAACUGAACGUUAAACAUCAUUGUUCACGGAGAAGAAGCGAUUGAAGUUCUACACACAGAUAUAUGAAGAUGGUAUUCACUGUUAUAGGUUUAACCGUUGACCAAGCAAGCAAGCAUUGAGUGCCCCCAUUUGAAAAGGUUCGUUAUAUUAUAUAUUUUUUUCGUGUAGGAAGAUAUCGUGAAACCUUGUGUUUACACGUUUACUGUGAGUAGUUUUUUUUGGAUUAGUGUACUCAAAACACUAUAGAACACAAAGUAGAUAUCAAACAUUUUGCAUA